Orycteropus afer afer is the source of this 1497-nucleotide messenger RNA. Lineage: Eukaryota; Metazoa; Chordata; Mammalia; Tubulidentata; Orycteropodidae. The record is from RefSeq and is a predicted model, not a curated record.
AUGCAGCUCCUCGGGUUCCUCGGCCUCCUCUGGGUGCUCAAGGCCUCCCCAGGUGCCACAGGAACUUUAUCCACAGCCACAUCUACCACUAACAUACUUUUGUCAAGAGCUGAAGCAGCGUCCACUGUUCUCAGUGAUUACCCAACCUCCAAAGGGACAAGAGAGUUGCUACCAAGUACUCCACGAACUGCUUCUCUCUCUCUAGGCACUAGGAAAAGCAAACAUAUGACUGUUACCACAUUCCCCAGGGUUAAGCCCACUUUUGAAGCAUUGAUCAAAUCUCCAACCAAUUCCAACACACAAAACCCUUUGUUAAAGUUUGUUGUCAAGGUAGGAACAAUUCCAACUACCACCAUUGUAUAUAUGUCGAGUACUGAGUGCACUAAUCCAACAACACUCAUAAUCACCACAACGUAUCCCACAACAAACUGUAUUACACAGACAACCACACAGACUGUCACUACAGAAGUUUCUUCUAUGUCCCCACUCACUUCAUCAAUCACUCCCACAAGUACAGUUCAUUCUACAACAGCCAGCACCCCUGUUCCCACGACCACGUAUACAGAAGUUUCUACUACGUCACCAGUCACUUCCUCAAUCACUCCCACGAGUACAGUUCAUUCUACAACCACCAGCACCCCUGUUCUCACGACCACGGAAACAUUAACAUCAUCCACACCUAUGCUGUCUUCUUCAACCUUCUCAAGUAUAGGAACAGUCAGCAGUAAAACCACAAACACUACCCCAAUACCCUCAAUCAGUACCUCACUUCUCACCACUGAUGCCAGAUCUACACCUACAUCUCUCACAACAGGCUUUGAAUCUCCAAAAGUUUCUUCUACGUCCCCAGUCACUUCAUCAAUCACUCCCACGAGUACAGUUCAUUCUACAACAGCCAGCACCCCUGUUCCCACGACCACGGAAACAUUAACAUCAUCCACACCUAUGCUGUCUUCUUCAGCCUUCUCAAAAACAGCCAGCACCAGUACCACAGCUUUUGUAACAACUCCCACUCUCCCAACCACACACACUGUCACUACAGAAGUUUCUUCUACAUCCCCAGUGACUUCAUCAAUCAGACCCACGAGUACAGUUCAUUCUACAACAGCCAGCAACCCUGUUCCCACAACCACUGAUACAUUCACGUCAUCCACCACUAUCCUGUCUUCUUCAAUCUUCUCAAGUACAGACCCAGUCAGUAGUAAAACCACAAACACUACCCCAAUGCCCUAUAUCAGUACCACACUCCUCACCACUGAUGCCAUAUCUACACCUAAAUCUCUGACAACAGGCUCUAAAUCUCCAAGUACUACUUCCACCAGGGCCACUAUGGAAAUUACCUCUCUGAUCACUUCCACCGACACAUCAACAACCACCACGUCCACGACACCCACUCCUACAACCCACCCAUCUUCAGAAACAGCCAUCACCAUUACUACAGACUUUAUAACAAUUCCCACUCUGACAACCACACAGAAGACAUCAAUACCAGCCUGA